This is a messenger RNA of Ictalurus furcatus (blue catfish), 2095 nucleotides long. It is a transcript of the gene tmem268, whose product is annotated as transmembrane protein 268. Lineage: Eukaryota; Metazoa; Chordata; Actinopteri; Siluriformes; Ictaluridae. Bases 671 to 1951 code for a protein of 426 amino acids. The record is from RefSeq and is a predicted model, not a curated record. The transcript is spliced from 9 exons.
GAGAGACAGUGAUUCAGAAGCACAUGAUCACCGACCCAAAGUUGACGACAGUUUAAUCUGUAGCUUCGAUUGACAGAAGUCGAUCUAAGAAAGACCGAUUUCUUAAUAUAAUAUUUUCAACUCUGCCAGGGGUUUUCGAUCGAGACGUUCCCAUGAGACGGUUUUUGAGUGAUGCAUCACUUUGAAGAAUGAUCGAGAUUCUCAGCCGGACGCCACACCGAGAAGUUCCUCGGAGCUCCUCGGGUUAUGUGGAUCCGAGUCACGAGUCGAGGCGUGAAAGAGAAAGAGGAAAGAAAAAAGUGCACAAAAAAAGGGGGGGGAGGGGCUGCUGCUGCUAAGGUGUCGCAGGCAUGCAAAGAAGGAAAUGAUGACAAACCUAGAGGGUCGAGAGAAAGAGAGCGAAAGAGAGCGGGUUUUGCAGAGCACGUAAGAAAAGAAUGAAGAAGAUCAAGACGACAAGGUAAUAGCGGAGAUGUUGAGAACCUGACAGGUGAGUAGGCGGAGCUGGCUCAGAUAAACUCUGGAAGAGAAGUAAGAGCAUGUGAAGCAAACAGAAAAUACAAAAUGCGACAGUGAAAGAAGACAUGGACGUGUCAGCGUUAUAAUGUGUGUUUCCUGUCCUGACAGCUAGCAGCAGUAAGUGUGAGUGAGAGAGUGAGAGAGAGAGUGCAUGAGAGAGAGAGAGAGAGAGAGUGAGAGAGAGAGAGCGCAUGAGAGAGAGAGAGAGAGAGAGAGAGGGAGAGAGGGAUGGUGUGAUGCUGCAUUUUAUUCAAUGGCAUUUGUCCUUGUUCUCUUUCUGGUGCUAUGUUUCUCAUUCGCAGAUCGGGAAGUGUUAGAGAGCAGCGAGCGGUGGGCAUAUGGUGCUGUACUGACUGCUUCAUCUACAGUGCACAUGGCGGACGGGGCCGGUCAGCGGAACAGAGACGGGUUUGAUCCUGAAUCCGGAUCAGGAUCGUCGGAAAACACCCGGGUCCGUAGGACAAGCAGCGGAAGGUCCACAUGGACAAAUGGUCAGAGUGUAGUGGCCAUAACAACACCCUCUAUACUAACACCAAGCUUCGACCUGGAACUUUGCUUGACAAAGCUGGAGGAAGAAGGCUUCCACAUCCCUGCUGAGGACUUUGAGACUCCUCUCAGAACAGCGCUGGAACAUCCUUCCAUCAAAAGAUACCUGUUCUUCAACUCGUCUCUGUUUCAUUUCAUCCUGGCCCCAAUUAUGUAUGUGGUGCUGUGGUGUGCCCUGUACUCCAGUCUGCACCUGUACCUCAAUGAGAGCAUCAUGAAACUCUGGGUUCUUUGUCUGUGUGUGAGCAUCGUCGUCCUCGUCAUCACCGCCGUCAUCAUCCUCGUCUUCCACUACAGCAACAAAGAGAUCAAUGUGAAUAUUGACGUGCGUCUGGUGCGAGUCAACGAGCGGCUCAUCGGGUACGGUCUGCUCCUGGGGGUAGCGGACUGGAUUGAAAAGUGCACUGGGAAAAUGCAGCUUUGUUGUGUGUUCUGGGACUUAGGUCCCUGCCUGCGAACCCUGACUGAAACUUUAGAGGAGCUGGACUUGGUCAGAGAUGAGAUAAAGAACAAACUGAAGAAAAGAAUGUCCCACCUCAUCGUAGUGGCUGAAUUCCCACUCCCUGAGCCGGACGCUGGAGAGAUCAGCGAGGAUCCUGAUGAAGAGUACCCCCUGCUUGGACCGGGCAGAGAGAGUCGCUCUCCACCCAAGAAAAGAGAAGAAGUUACACUGACCCAAACAUUUAGUCUGUUACCGGACUUUACCCUCUCAUAUCAGGACAUUGCGAACCAGCUUUUGAUGAUCUACAGUGCCGUCUACGUGAAGCUGCUUGUAUCAGAGAGGCUUCCCAGUUCCUCGUGUGGACCUCUAGAUUCAGAGAGGAAUCACUGCACAAUGGCAUCACUUUGUCUUUGUCAAUAUGUACAAUACAAACUCCUUCAGUAGAGAGAUUAGAACUGGGAAAGACUGUCCAAAAUACAUUUCUGUAGCAGUUCUCAAUGUGAACAAACCUGAGCAUGCUGUUCUAUAAAUGUUCUUUAAAUUAUUUGUUAAGCUGCUUUGUGAAAUAUAUAUUUCUUCAUUUAAAGU